Molecule: messenger RNA, 15988 nt
Organism: Gorilla gorilla gorilla (western lowland gorilla)
Lineage: Eukaryota; Metazoa; Chordata; Mammalia; Primates; Hominidae
Gene: GPR52
Product: G protein-coupled receptor 52
Exons: 2
Coding region: 332-1417 (361 amino acids)
Biological process (GO): G protein-coupled receptor signaling pathway
Cellular component (GO): membrane
Molecular function (GO): G protein-coupled receptor activity
Source: RefSeq, a predicted model, not a curated record
ACUUGCUCAAAAUAGAAUACAGAAAUAGAAGAGGCAUUUUUUAACAUAUGGCUGCUACAUAACUGCAAAUGUAAUAAACAAGCUUAUCCCCUUCUCUCCACCCCUUACCGUCCCCCCCCAACCCCCCCGCCCGAAAGCUGAGGUGUGUCACUGCUGAACUGAGGCUGGUGAAGAGACUUGAGCACUCUCUGGGACUCUCAGCUGUGACAGAAGCACUGACACUGUCUACUGAAGCAGGUUCUGAAACACUCAUGUGCGGUGUUUAACAGAUGCUGGGCAGGGCAUCUGCUUGCUGUAGCCAAGUCUGCAGGUAUCUUUAAAUUUCCAAGCCAUGAAUGAAUCCAGGUGGACUGAAUGGAGGAUCCUGAACAUGAGCAGUGGCAUUGUGAAUGUGUCCGAGCGUCACUCCUGCCCACUUGGAUUUGGCCACUACAGUGUGGUGGAUGUCUGCAUCUUCGAGACAGUGGUUAUUGUGUUGCUGACAUUUCUGAUCAUUGCUGGGAAUCUAACAGUUAUCUUUGUCUUUCAUUGUGCUCCACUGUUACAUCAUUAUACUACCAGCUAUUUCAUUCAGACGAUGGCAUAUGCUGAUCUUUUCGUUGGAGUUAGCUGCUUGGUUCCUACUCUGUCACUUCUCCACUACUCCACAGGUGUCCACGAGUCAUUGACUUGCCAGGUUUUUGGAUAUAUCAUCUCAGUUCUAAAAAGUGUUUCUAUGGCAUGUCUUGCUUGCAUCAGUGUGGAUCGUUAUCUUGCAAUAACCAAGCCUCUUUCCUACAAUCAACUGGUCACCCCUUGUCGCUUGAGAAUUUGCAUUAUUUUGAUCUGGAUCUACUCCUGCCUAAUUUUCUUGCCUUCCUUUUUUGGCUGGGGGAAACCUGGUUACCAUGGUGACAUUUUUGAAUGGUGUGCCACCUCUUGGCUCACCAGUGCCUAUUUUACUGGCUUUAUUGUUUGUUUACUUUAUGCUCCUGCUGCCUUUGUUGUCUGCUUCACUUACUUCCACAUUUUCAAAAUUUGCCGUCAGCACACCAAAGAGAUAAAUGACCGAAGAGCCCGAUUCCCUAGUCAUGAGGUAGAUUCUUCCAGAGAGACUGGACACAGCCCUGACCGUCGCUACGCCAUGGUUUUGUUUAGGAUAACCAGUGUAUUUUAUAUGCUGUGGCUCCCCUAUAUAAUUUACUUUCUUCUAGAAAGCUCCCGGGUCUUGGACAAUCCAACUCUGUCCUUCUUAACAACCUGGCUUGCAAUAAGUAAUAGUUUUUGUAACUGUGUAAUAUACAGCCUCUCCAACAGUGUUUUCCGGCUAGGCCUCCGAAGACUGUCUGAGACAAUGUGCACAUCCUGUAUGUGUGUGAAGGAUCAGGAAGCACAAGAACCCAAACCUAGGAAACGGGCUAAUUCUUGCUCCAUUUGAAGAGAGCUACAUAGUAAAUCAAAUGUAAUCUGACAGUGGUUUUGGAUCAUAUUCUAGAUUCAUCUGGAAAUUUGCCAUCAGAGAAAUAUUUACUUGAAUAGUUGACUGUAAAAUGAAGUAUGAGACUAAAGGUUUCUCUUUUUUUUUCUUUUUCAUGGAAGAAACUAAAGGGAAGGAUGUAUAGAGGGUUAGCUCAUGAAAUAAUUAUAGCAUGUGAGUAUUAGUGUGCAGUAAUAGGAAAAAUUAAGCACUGAGAUGAAAAAGAAUAUCUCAAAUCUUCUGCAGGACGUGAGCAAGCCCCUCGGCUCGGCAUUUCUGUCUUUCUGUCUGACUGUACCCUGCCUCUGUCUUUCUCAUUUUGUCUAUGUUUCUCUCACUCUUUGUGGAAGUUAUUACUUACAUAAACUGCCCUUUGUAGAAAAGUGCUACAUAUUAUAUAUGUGGUAAAGUAUAAUCUUUUGCAUCAAAGUGUACCUUUAAUCACACUAAUCUAUAAUCCAUAAGUGAUCUCUUCAUGGAGGAUGCACAGUAAGCAUUGCAUUUUAUUAUUUGCCAAACAACCCCUUUGCUUGUGUUUUUAUAAUCUUCUCUGCAGCACAGUUUUUCUGCUACAAACAAAUAGAAACAGUAUUUUUGUUUCUUCUGGGUAAAAUGACAUUUGUUUUUCCCUGGUUUUCUAACAGUCUCCUGUUUUUUUUUUGUCUCUUUUUCUUGAUCUGCAUCCAUUGGUACCUUACUUUAGAAGUGUCUUAGCUAUUGAAAGAAUCUACUGUAUAGAGCAUCCAUGAUGUUAAAUAAUGUAUUUCUUCCAGCAAAGCAAUCUGGUAGCUUAUUAAAUAUUUUUAAUGGCUUUUGGAAACAUUUUUAUCUGGUUCCUUUUAAAUUAGUUCAUGUGCUUAAAAGUGAUGUCUUUUUUUUGCUAUAGUAAAGCUUUGUUUUUCUUUAAGAAAACUCACUAGUAAUUGUAAUGCAGAUGCAGGAUACUCACCCAGCAGUGAGGUAUUACUCUUAAGGGUACUUAGAAUGCCCUUUUUAAAAAUAAAUAAAUAAAAUAAAACAUGAAUCUUUUUUGUGUUAGGUCUACGAUAGCUUACUGUUGUGUCCACUAGUCAGUCAUUUGUGUGAUAUGCGUUUGCACAUAUUAUAUUUUUCACAGCAAAGAAAAUGUAAAUUAUGUUAUCUGUGCCUAACGUUUUCUUAGCAAAAUAUAUAGAUCAAUGUUGUUUAAGUUGUCAACAUUGGAAAAAGUAUAUACAAAAACUUAUUUUAAGAGAAAAAUACUUUUGUGUAAUUGUUAUUUAGAUAUUUAUAUUAGACAAAGCUGCAUUUUUAGUGCCGCUGAGAAUAUAAUAUACUUAAUUAUCAAAUACAGGUAAGAGCUGACAGUAUUUUCUUUUGUAAUGAUCUGUUUUCAAAUGCAGAGAUUAACUUAUUUUUUUGCGUGCUACAUGGGAUUGUGUGAUAAAUUGUCAGGGGUUUAGAUGUAGCAAAGUAGCAUUUGGGGAAUUAGUGAAGCAGGUAUGAGCAGUAAAACAUCUAAGUAUUACUUUUUUACCAUAAGUUUCUUGCCUGAAAGAUAUUUUAAAAUUUAUAUCAAACUACUGAGUAUUUUUCUUCUCAGCAUUUUUGAUUUCUUUGUUUUAUGAAAUGCAUUUAAUAAAAUGUGCCUAUGACUCUUCAAAUUAGAAGCCAACCAUGUUUGCACCCUGGUGGUUUGGCUUCAAAGGUCUUUUAGUAGAAAUGUUGUCAUUUUAUUGAGGUUGUUCUGAACCCCUGUAUAUUUUUAAACAUGUAAGAAAGAUUUAAAAUAAAGAAUAAUAUUCUAUAUAUCAAAAUGAGACUUCGCCUCAGAUUAAUAAAAUGCUUAGGACAAGAGUUUAGUUUUUUGGGAAUCAAAAUAUAAUUGUUUUAUACUUCUGUAGCUUGGGUUUAUAUUUAUUCUUGUCCCCUGUUUGCCAGUGGCAUCUUGGUUUAAAUGUGCCUUUUAAAUUCAGACCAGUUCAAGGAAAACAGAAAGUUCAAGGAAGUGUACUGCUAACAUUUCAGAUAUCACAUAUAAGACUUCUAAAUUAUACAUAUUAUUUGGGAAUCGUAUUUUUAUUUCUUUAAGGUAUAAAUAUAGUUAGAAAGGACCCAGUGGAUUCUGUGUACAGAAAGCCUGAGGCCAUGCUUACUGUAUUUUCCCCUUCUGGCUUUUCCCCAUAGUAAUUAAUAACAAUUAUAUGCCAGGCUCACUGUUCACUUUUACAUGUGUUAUACCUUAAAUCCUCACUACAGCCUUUUGAGAUAAUAGUUAUUAUUUCCACUCCAGAGAUAAGGAAACGAAAGAAAAAUGAUUAUUCGUCAGUUAACUAGUCAAUGGCAGAGGUUCCCGCCCAUCCAGUAGGCCUGGGCCAAAGCCUGCCUGCUUCACCGGUAGGCUGCACUGCUUUCAUUUCAAAAGCCUUUAAAUUUUUGUACCUCUGUCUGUACCUUUUCCCUACAAUAUUUCUCUGAGUUUUAUUUAUUUUUUUCUCAUCGUAAGUCUUUUGCUUGAGUUCUUUUCUUGUCUUGUGAUAUCUUUUUCUUUGAUCUUAAAAGUUUCUUUUAUUAAAACAGCAAUCUGAUAAGCUCAAACUUACCAGUUUAGUCUGUAAUCAAACUGAAAUUGUUGAUAUUACUUUGGUUUACUUUUGUUAUUUCCCUUGAAUACCUUUUUGAAAUCUCUAUCAAUUUCUUUUUGGAAAAAAAUUGUUUUGAAGAGGAAGAGUGAAAAGAGAGGCUUUAUCAUAGGCUGAAAGAGGCUGAAUGAGGCAAAUUCUAAGUUUAUUUAUUUACUAUAGUAUUUUAUAUACAACUCUAGGACAAACCACUUAACUUCCUUUUGUCAUAUUUUAAUGUGUUUGUAUAAUAAGCUAAUCCUUAUUUUGAAACCUCUCUUUUUAGGUAAUGUGUUUUAAGAAUAGGAAGCAUAACCAUUUUUCUCAUCAUUAUAUUGUAUUUUGUGGUAAUUAUCCAGUUUGGCUAUAAAAGACAGCCAAAAAACAAUGCAUUCUGUAUUCUUUUUCCUAAGUGUUCUAUUAUUUGCAUAGUUGUUUCUAGAGUUAUAGAGUGUUGGAAAGCUUCAUAAUUUACACUAUUAGUAUAUGAAACUUGGGCUGAGAUCCAGGCCCUCAUAAACUGCUUGGCCUUAGGUAAGAUACCAAAUGCUCCAAAACCUUAGUUUUGGCAUUGAUUAAAAAAUCUUAAGUCAGAGACUUGUAGCUCUCUGUUUAGCUGAAUUUGAGGACUAAAUGAAAUUUUGUAGUCUGUGUGCCCAGCAUAGCUCCUGGCACAUAAAAAGUGUUCAGAAUAUGGUAGCUGCUGUUUUUGUUUUGUUUUGUUUGUUUGUUUGUUUGUUUGUUUUGAGGCGGAGUCUUGCUCUGUUGCCCAGGCUGGAGUGCAGUGGCACUAUCUCGGCUCACUGCAAGCUCCACAUCCUGGGUUCAUGUCAUUCUCCUGCCUCAGCCUCCUAAGUAGCUGGGACUACAGGCAGCUGCCACCACGCCUGGCUAAUUUUUUGUAUUUUUAGUAGAGCUGGGGUUUCGCAGAGUUAGUCAGGAUGGUCUUGAUCUCCUGACCUCGUGAUCUGCCUGCCUUGGCCUCCUGAAGUGCUGGGAUUACAGGUGUGAGCCACAGCACCCAGCCGGUAGCUGCUGUUUUGUUAUCUUUGUGGGUGCCAUAUUUAUUAACAUCACAACUUAAAGGUCACUAAUCCCAAUUCAAACAGGAAUAAACCAUUGAGCUUUAGGGUUUUCUAAGAUAGCAUUUCUUUUUGCAAUCUAUUUAAAUUCAAAUUUUGGGGUUAAACUCAGAUAUUUCAAGUAUAUUUCUGAAAGCUCAUUUCCCAGGAAUAGUUAUUCAUGAAGACAUCGUUUGAGAUUAAAGAUAUCCAGCAAGCGGAUGUUGUGAUGAGACAGGCAUGAUUCUGAGGUUAACCUACCUCUUACUUUAUUACACUAAAUAUGCUUAAACAUUUUAUUCUCACUAGGGAAGUAAUAAUAGGAAGGAUUGUCCAGGGAUGUCUUGUCAUUUGUCUUUGCACUUUAAUUUUCCUCAUUUAUUAAAAUGGGAUUUGAAGUAUUUUGUCAUACAUCUAUUUCUUGGGAGAAACAAUGAUUAAUAAGCUGAUUUGCUCCAUAGAUAACAUAAAUUAUGUGAAUUUAAAGAUAAAUGAAGUUGCCUUAAAGGACCUUUCCUCUUUUUCUCCCCACGCUAGAAGGUAAUCAUUAGAUGUGAAAAAGAUACAAUUACAUAAUAAGUAGAUAAAAAAGAUUUAGAUGUGAGAAAUCUGCUGGUAUAACAUUCUGAGCAUAGAUAGCAUCAUGUAUGUGUAGGUAGGGCCAUUUUGGUACAUAGGAGCAUGUAUGUGUUACUCAGUCAGUGCUAUACUCUGACGUGUAGGUUCCAAAAGAUGCUCUUUUCCUUGGGCAGAAAUUAACUUUAUUUUAGAUUAAGAGGGAUAUGUAGAAAGUGGUAAUCCUGUAACCAAAUACAUAGAUAUUGAGGAAAACAAAAUGGCUAGAAUGGAGAAAACAGUUCUUAUUUUAUGAUUUCUCAUAAAUGGAAGUUUGAUUCAGUGCUAGUCUUGCUCUGUAUUUUAAAAUAUUCGUAACUUUUUUCAAUAGUAAAAGUGUUUUUUUAAAAUAUUAACAUGAUGUCAUUAAGGUUUUUCUUCAUGACUAUUUUGUUUUAAUUUUUUACAGUGAGCAUUGGUAAAAAUUUCUUUUAUAAUCAGAAAAAUUAAUAUUUGGUUAAAAAGAAUGCUGAAGGCUGGGCGUGGUGGCUCACACCCGUAAUCCCAGCACUUUGGGAGGCUGAGGUGGGCAGAUCACGAAGUCAGGAGAUCAAAGCCAUCCCGGCCAAAAUGGUGAAAUCCUGUCUCUACUAAAAAUACAAAAAUUAGCUGGGUAUGGUGACAUGCACCUGUAGUCCCAGCCACUCGGGAGGCUGAGGCAGGAGAAUUGCUUGAACCCAGGAGGCGGAGGUUGCAGUGAGCUGAGAUCGCACCACUGCACUCCAGCCUGGUGACAGAGUGAGGCUCCAUUUCAAAAAAAAAAGAAGAAGAAAGCGGAAUAUUUAAAAAAUAUUUUAACAUUUCACAAAACAGCUUAUGUUGAUACUACAAAUAACACUAUCCAAUAAUGUCUCAAUAUUGUCUUAUAAAGAUAGGUUAUAUGGUUUUUCUGAGUUCUGUAAUUUUUGUUAUUUCAGGUAGAUUUUUACGAUAAACUUGACAACCUUCUACUUGCAAUAGUAGAUGUUCUUGACUUAUUUUUGCUUUAAUGUAAACAGUUUGAGGUAUUACUUGAUGAAUCUGAAAUGGAUCUCAAUCACUGUAGGAUUUUUUUUUUUUUUUUUUUAGACAGAGUCUCGCUCUGUUGCCCAGGCUGGAGGGCAGUGGUGCUAUCUCCGCUCACUGCAAGCUCGCCUCCCGGGUUCACGCCAUUCUCCUGUCUCAGCCUCCUGAGUAGCUGAGACUACAGGCGCCCGCCACCACUCCCAGCUAAUUUUUUGUGUUUUUAGUAGAGACUGGGUUCCACCUUAUUAGUCAGGAUGGUCUCGAUCUCCUGACCUCCUCGAGUUCUACCCGCCUCAGCCUUCCAAAGUGCUGGGAUGACAGGCAUGAGCGACCGCCCUGGCCCACUGUAGGAUUUUUAAAUGCAUCAUUCAUGGCACCUUUCUGCAUUUUUCACAUCUUUAAACAACAAAAAGAUGGCCCUGCGUUAGGAAAUAGGCUGCAGCUGGUACGUUACCUGCAUUUCCUACAUAGGCAGAAUUCUCCAAAGAACAUAUUUAUAAUUUUUUAAUGGUAACUUUCAUUCUGCUUUUAUAUAUGACUUUCUACAAAGGUGAAGAAAAUAACAGUAAUAAAUUUAGCAGGAGUCUGUUAUGUCUGAUAAAUAUUUAACAUGAAAGGCACAUAUCACCACCUUCAUUAUAGUAAAUGGAGCCAAAUUAGUUUUUGAGAUUCUAAAAUUCUAAGGUUUAAGGUGAUAAAUAUCAAGAAACGUAGUACAUAAUAGUAGAAUUCAUGAAUGAAAAUAAUUUGCAAAAAUUUGAAAACUUCCAAAAAGGAUACUUUAUACAAAAGAAAUACGUAUCAUUGACUUAAACAUUUGACCCCAGUUUUAUUUUAUUUUCUACUUAAGCAAUUGUAAAUAAGGUUGAUGCCAGUUAAAAAUGGCAAAAUAUGUAUUAUAAAGUCAAUUAUUUUAAUUGCAAGGCACAAACAAGGUACAGAGUUGUAUGACCUGUUCUUUAAAUUUUUUAAUUUAUUUUUGAAUAAAAUGUGGACUGUAGCAAGAGAUGUGCAGUAAUUUUGUCUGAGAUUAUACAUGACACAAAGAAUGUUUAUGUACAUACUCUGUAAAGUAUAGCUUUAAGAUGUUUACUUAUGUUCUUAAUAGAGUUCUAAGUUUAAUAUAAUUAUUAGUAGAUGGCAUAUUUUUAUAGAAAUAACAUCUUCACAAUUAUUCAUUUACUUUUUCAGGAAUUUUAUAAUUAAAAAUGCUAAAUUGGUAAGAAAUUAUUGGAAAACACUGCAAGUUGAAAUUUGGAAACACUUAUAACGCUUUUGAACAUAUAUCAUGCUCUUGACAUUAUAAACGAGGUCUAUUCUAAAAGCUUCUGUGAGUAAACACUAUCUCAUUUCACAUAUAGGAAUCUGAGAUAAGAUUUUUAAGUGACCCUAACAAGAUCAUGUCGUUUGACAAAGAUACUACUGACCACGUGUCUUGUGUGACAAUAAUAUUGCCUGUGAUAAAGUUCUUGAAUAAUGUAUUUGUAGAUGGCUGGUAAUAGAGUGACCUGAUAUUUCUUUCUUGAGAAGAAAAUGAAGACUUAGUUAUUUGAUAUAGAAGAAAUUCUAUGUGAAAUUUUUUCUUUUAAUUUGUGACAUAGGAAAAAUUAUUUUAAAAUUAACUUUAUGUUGGAGGUGUGAUUUUUGAGAUCAUAGAAAUUUUUAAUCAGAUGUAUUAUCAGCCUUGAUCAGUGUUUUAAUAUUUCUUUAAACAGUUUUUUAUCCAUAGAGGGUAAUAAAAAAUUGACCUCUCCUUUUGAAAACACAGCAGUCAUCUACUGAAUAUAUUGAGAUAUGUAGAAUAAAUUGAAACAGUGUUUGCUGUGUAUUCUAAACACUAUAACCUUAAUGAUGAAGACAUCAAAAUCACAUUAUAUUCAUGUACCUACUUUUGGAAAGUACUAAUUUCAUAGUCAUGUACUUUACGUUUUGAAUUUUUUUUUUGUAAUAGAUUUGCAAUGUUGUUGAGUCAUCAUCGGUUGGAUUUUUCUCAAUCAUUAUGAUGGACAAGAUUUUGAUGUUUCAGGCUAUAGUGCUUUUGUAUGUUUGUAAUCUAUAAAAUAUCAGUCGGAAUCAGUGAUUAGUUUGAAUUAGUGAUAUAUUAAAUAAAACCUUUUAAAUAAGUAAUUCAGUUUUAUUUCAAUGAAAUAAAUAUAGUUACAGAAAAAUUAAAGGAACUCAAAUUAGGCAAACACAAAAUUGCCUUGUAAGUGUCCUUAGAGGAAAUCUUUCUUUAAGUCGUUUCUACUGUCUGUAUCAGUUGAAUAAAAAUGAGUUCCACUGAGUUAUUUGAAAAGUUUAUUCUCUUAAAUAUGUAAAAUUUCCAUAACAAUUUAUGCUACUUAUUUAAAGAGUUUGUAGGAUGAAUCAUUGCAAAGUCCAAAUUUGGAUUUAAUCUGAAUUAACCAGAUAUUUUUGCAUUUCAAAUCUAUAAAUUAGGUCAAUAAAUAUUGAUUAUGCUAUGUUAAGGGCAUAAAUUCUGGUUCUAUAAUAGUCCUGGACUCUUAAGAGUAACUCAUUGAAUUGUGUGAAUCCAAUAAGCAGGAAAAUUAAUUUCUAGAAUUUGAGGGAGAGAUUGCAGAAAAGUCAUAGGAACUAUGCAAUACAUUGUAGCAUUAGAGGGAUUAACGCAUUUUAGAAUAUGAAUUGGCUUCAAUAUUUAGCCAUGUGUUUGGAUGCUAUAGUUCUAAAGGAUACCACAGGAUAUUUGAGAAGUUAUUGAAGUGAAAGGAGAGAAAAUGUUCAACGUUCAGAUUAGUACAAAAGUGUUGUGGGGAGAAUACACAAUAACUUUGGAAUGCAGUGUAAGAAAAAGAAAAUAUUCUUUAUGUGGAUUAUAUCUGAUUAGAGUAAAAUCAUCACUUUAGGUAUAAAUUAUAAGCUUUGAGAUUAGGACAAGAAUAUUAACAUGGGUAGAAGUAGCUUGAGGGAUUGCACAUAGGACAUGUUCUACCAACUGCAUCAUCUUUUGUUUUUUUUUUUUUUUUUGAGAUGGAGUCUUGCUUUGUCACCCAGGCUGGAGAGUGAUCACCAGAAUGUCACCCAGGCAGUGGAGUGAUCUUGGCUCACUGCAAUGUCCUCCUCCCAGGUUCAAGUGAUUCUCCUGCCUCAGCCUCCCAAGUAGCUGGGACUACAGGUGUGUGCCACCACGCCUAGCUAAUUUUUGUAUUUGUAGUAGAGACAGGGUUUGACCAUGUUGGCCAGGCUGGUCUCAAACUCCUGAACUCAAGUGAUCCACCUUCCCUGGUCUUCCAGUGAUGGGACUACAGGUGUGAGCCACCAUGCCUUGCUUUAGGCAUCUUCUUAGACCACUUUUUCUAGAGUUGUUUUCCUAAUAUUUGUCUUGUGAUUACAAGUGAAUGUCACUAUAUGCAGGUUAUUAUGACAGGCAGGUUUUAACUUCUCUGUCAGUCAAGUUAAUCAUAUGAUGUAGGCCUAAUAUUUUUUGAAUAAUAGAAUCACUCAUUCUUUCAUUUAAGUAUUUAUCAGUUUGCUAUUGUGUGCCAGGGACUAUUCUUAAUUCUGUGUAAGAUAAGGAGAUUUCUAAGUAAAACAGAUUUUCAGUUCUCCAAGAGCACUUAGACUACAAGGGGCUAUAUGGACUUUAUAUGGAUAACUAUAGGGCAAGAUAGGAGCUGACAAAUUACAGUCCACUGACUAUUGUAGAUAGAAUUUUACUGGACCAUAGCAGCACUCAUUCAUUUAUAUAUUACCCAUGGGUGCUUUUGUGCUACAAUGGUAGAGAGUAGUUGUCAUGGAAAUGUUAUGUUCUACAAAGCCUAAAUAUUUACUUUACAGAAAAAAAUUUUUCAGAAAAAAAUUUACAGAAAAAAAUUUGCUGAUGCCUGGUAUGAGACAUUAUAAUGCCCUUUGUAUGCUACUCACAAUAGAAUGUUGUGCUUUUAUGUUUGGUAAAGGAUCUCGUACGAAGGAGUGAUUUCAACCUGAUUCAGUCAGGCAUCAGGAAAAUUUCUAGCAUAUGAAUAAAAACCUAGAUAUUGAUUCCCCUGUAUGAUUCCAGUGGUUUUUCAACUAUAUACCUGUCUGUAAAUGAAACACAGAUCUACUUUUUCUAAUUAGUUCUUACUAUUAUAUAGUUAAUCUACAUUACUUAUAUUUAGAUUUUUCCUACUCAGGUGAAGUUCUUUGCGUAUCAAACUUAGUGUCUAGUUUCUUUAUUUAACUACUAAUAUAACAUAAUCGUAUUUUACCUUUAAGCAUGGAGUCAGUAAUAAUUAACAUUGGAUGUAGUCUUCAAACUUCAGAAGCAUUUAUUAAACUUCUCAUCAAUAAAUGAUAAUCUCAUAGUCUAAAAGAGUUAAUUUACUUAUAAGUAAGCAUGCCUCUUUUGUAGUACUCCAAUAGGCAGUAAAACAAAAAACUAAAAAACAGAAGAUAUAGCUGUAUAAGAGUUAAAUUUACAUGCAACUCUAAAACAUAUAUGACUUAAGAGAAUUUAUAAUUCAACACCAAUGUAUGACAUUAUUAAUAGGCUCUUGGUAAUAUAUAAGUUAGAAAAUAAAUGGUUAUAGUCAUACACUUAGCUAAGAUGUAUUGCAGUGCUAGGAGUUUUAUGUUUUUUGUCAUUGUCAACUAAUGAAUGAAAAUACAAAGCAAUUUUAAAGAGCCACAAUUUAUAUUUACACAAAAUUAAGCCAUUUUAAAAAUCUUGAUGAUUCAGUUAAUCACAGGUAUUUGAUACAUUAUUUAAUAAUAUUUGCUUUGGCAGUACUAUUGUUUUAAACUAUUAAUAAUCCAUUGGGAAGUUUUGGUUUUCUUCAAGUUUAGUAAAUCAGUAAGAAAAUGAAUAAAUGAUCUUGAUGUUUUUCUUGAAAAUACAGUUCACGGAGUCUGUUAGAAUAAAAGGAAACACUUACACAGUUGUCCCUCAUUAUCUGUGUGGGAUUGGUUCCGGGAUGCCCCAAGGUUACCAAAAUCCACAGAUGCUUAAGUCCCUUUUAUAAAAUCGCAUACUAUAACCUACACACACCCUCCCAUAUACUUUAAAUUAUCUCUGAGUUACUUACAAUAUCUAAUACAAUGUAAAUGCAAUAUAAUUAGUUGUAUUGUUUAGGGAAUAGUGACAAGAAAUGUACAAAUACAUUUCAAGUACAUAUACAAGUCUGUAUGUGUUGAACACAGAUGCGACCAUCCAUUUUUUUCCCCUGAAUAUUUUCAAGCAGUGGUUGGUUGAAUCGAUGGAUGUGAACCCUAUGAAUAUGGAGGACUGACUGUAUAUGCUUUUAUGCUUUCAGUACUGUUUAAAGUCACUGAGAUAGUGGAGCCAUCAUUAGAACCCAUAUAGUCAGAGUGAAUACCUUAAUAAUGUUUAUUGUAUGUUUUCCCAAACAAAUGAAUAGAAUAAUUUUAUGUAAAAUUGUGUAUUAAAAGAUUGUAAAUGGUCAGGUUUCCAUUAGUUUGAUUUUGAGAGAAAGAUUUCAGAGAAUCAUUAGGUCCUUCUGCCUUUUUCAGACCAGUCAGUGGACUGAAGGGUCUUAAGAAAAGACCUCAGGGAUUUCUUAUAGAGAUAAUUUGAGGGACAAGGUAUAUUGUUUCCACUUUUUUAUAUACCCACCAGCUUGCCCUUCCAUAAUUGGCACCUUUUAAUUUCUGACAAUGUUGUAAAAGGAUGAGUUAUAACAAAUCAUUAUUAACUUAUCUCAAAUGUUUCUAAUUCUCAUCCCUUUCACAUAAUUAACUUCCUUUUUUUCUCCUCAUUCAUUUUAGUUAUUUUUAUUUUUAAUUGUCAAACAAAUAGUUGCUCAUAAAGGAAAUUUAGGGAAUGUUUAAAAUGAUAAAAAAGAGACUAAAUUAUGCAUAGUUCUCUACCCAAAUAUAAUUAGGUGGGAUGAUAACGACUGUUGAUUUUGGUUUUCUUUUCUUCCAUUUCCCCCCUAUGGAUUAGGGCUUUUUCUAAAGGAUUUUUAAAUAUGGGUAUUUAAAACUUAAACAUUUUUCCAUAUUAUUGCAUAUUGUUUAUGAACAUUUUUAUAAAUAAGGCUUUUCCACAUUUAGUAUUAUUUUCUUACAAUUUUUAAGGAAGAAAUACUGAAGCAAACAGUAUGAAGGUAUUUUAAGAUUAUUUAUGUAUAUUGCCAAAUUGGUUUCCCAAAGGAGUGAUCCAGUUUAUCUUCACACUAAUAAUGUAUCAAACUAUGAUGAUUCAUUGCAAACUUGCUAGCAGCAAUUCUACAUUAAUAAAUAAAUUAAAGGAAUUUGAUUUUUUACUUAUUUCUUCCCAGCCCCUAUAGGGAAUUUGUUUAGUUCUUUGCAAUUUUUUUUCUUCCCUACACUAAAACAGAUAGAUAGGUAGGUAGGUGGGUAGGUAGGCAGAUGGAUGGAUGGAUGGAUGGAUGAAUUAGGAUGGAUCUGCUGAGCCUCAUUUAAACCAAAUUGUCUCAAAUUCUUUAUUUCAGAAGUCUUUAAGCUCAGAUAAUCUUCUCACUAUUGUUAUCUCACAAUUUACUCUGUGCUACUGCUGCUUUGUUGUUUAAGAACACUGAAUUCUGUCAGUGCUGUUCUCCCAUUAUUACUGCUAUCUUCAGCAUUGUCUAUUUCAUUGUAUCUUGUGUGUGCCACACAGCCACCUAGAUAUUGCGUUUGAGAAAGGUUUCGAAAUUUUUUUCUAUUGUAUUCUUCUGCCUUUGUUGCAGUGAUAAUCUCUACUGGCCUUUCAAGGUAGGGGAGGAUAUGUUCCUAAGCAGAAAAUUUUGAGGCCUGUGUCCUUGAAGAGUUUGUGAACUUCAAGAUUUCAGUAGUUAAGCACUGACCCCAGGCCUGGUAUUGAUACUUAGGAUUUCCCUAACCUGCAGAACCAUGGGAAUAAUAUCCAUAGUGGUAGAGCUGUGGUAAGCAAAUCAGCUUUUACAUUAGAAAAGUCACACCUGGUGUGGUUGUCUAACAAGCAAGCAUGCUUGCAGGUCUGUACUGUUUCUCUUCUUUAUGUCUUUUACAUCUCUCUGGUUCCUCAGAGUGCUUUGUAUAUAGUGGCUACUCAAUUAUUUGUUGAGCCGAGUACAGAGUGCUCUCUGUAUAGUAAGUCAUCUAUUUCUUGAGCCGAAUUGAAUUUAAUUGUCAGAGUUAACAGUAUUUCUUAGGUCUCUUCCAGUAGUUCUUUCACCUCCAGCUCAUUUGAGGGUAUGGUUGGACUGAAGAUUACUUCAAGAUUAUUUUCCCCAGUGCCUUGUAGUUACCAAGUGGGGAAGCUAUGGAAAAGAAUAUUUUAGGAGAGUUGAAUGAUGAUUUAAUAUACCUAUCAUUUAAUAUAGCUUCCCACUUUAAUUGAAUUUUUCCUUCCAAAAUUGACAUUCAGUGGACUUAUAGGCUCUUUUUGAAUAUGCGUCUUAAAGGGGGGUGAAUACACUUUGGGGUAGCUCAGGUUUUUUCCAUAAUGUUUGUUUAUAUUCAGCUGAAAUGAAUAUAUUUUUGGCUUAUUCCCAUUGUGAUUAUAUAGGAAGAAUGAGAAUUUUUGUUUUACCCAAGAACCUUCUGUAUACCUUAGUAAAAGCAUUGUUUCUGUCCAGGCUUCUCUUGGUCUUGAACCAUUCUUGUAAAAUAUGGUUUUGAAGCUCAUCACCAACUUUUCCUUGACUAUGCUCUAAUAAUACUUCUUUUAAUGGUGCUCAGGGCUGAAUAAAAUGUUACGUGUGUGAUAUGACUAGUAACAGAUGAGAGCGAGACUAUCAUUUUCCCUUGGUUUAUAAACUAUUCUGCUAUUUAUUCAGGCCAGAAAUAAAUUACAUAUUUUGGUAGUUAUAGUUUAUCCUUUAAUAUAUCAAGUUUGUUUUCAAUAAAUCUAUACAUCUAUUUUACACCUGCUUAAUUUAUAUUCCUUCUCCAUAUAUGUACAAUGGUUUUUUAAAACAAAUUUUACAUUGUUAUCUCCCUUCAACUUCAUCUUGUUAGAGUUGGCUCAGUUUUUCCAGCAUUUCUGAAACCUUUGUUCCAUUUCUAAUACAGUCAUUAAACUUUUGACUUCUGCAAAUGUGAUAUACAUUUUUUUUCAACUUUUAUUGUAGGUUCAGGGGCUAUAUGUGCAAGUUUAUUACUUGGGGAAAUUUCAAGACACUGAGCUUUGGGGUAGGAAUGAUCUCAUCACCGAGGUAGUGAGCAUAGUACCCAAUAGGUAGUUUUUCAACCCUCAUCCCCUUCCCUCCUCCCUCUAGUGGUCCCCAGUGUCUGUUGUUCCAAUCUUUAUAUUCACAUGUACCAAUGUUUAGCUCUCUCUUAUAAGUGAAAACAUGUGAUGUUUGGUUUUCUGCUCCUGAGUUAAUUUGCUUAGGAUAAUGGCCUCUACCUACAUCUGAGAACAGGAACAGAUGCUUCUCAAAAAUUCUCAAAAGAAGACAUUUAUGCAGCCAACAGACACAUGAAAAAAUGCUCACCAUCACUGGCCAUCAGAGAAAUGCAAAUCAAAACCACAAUGAGAUACCAUCUCACACCAGUUAGAAUGGCAGUCAUUAAAAAGUCAGGAAACAAUAGGUGCUGGAGAGGAUAUGGAGAAACAGGAACACUUUUACACUGUUGGUGGGACUGUAAACUAGUUCAACCAUUGUGGAAGUCAGUGUGGUGAUUCCUCAGGGAUCUAGAACUAGAAAUACCAUUUGACCCAGCCAUCUCAUUACUGGGUAUAUACCCAAAGGACUAUAAAUCAUGCUGCUAUAAAGACACAUGCACACGUAUGUUUAUUGCAGCACUAUUCACAAUAGCAAAGACUUGGAACCAACCCAAAUGUCCAACAAUGAUAGACUGGAUUAAGAAAAUGUGGCACAUAUACACCAUGGAAUACUAUGCAGCCAUAAAAAAUGGUGAGUUCAUGUCCUUUAUAGGGACAUGGAUGAAAUUGGAAAUCAUCAUUCUCAGUAAACUAUCGCAAAAACAAAAAACCAAACACCGCAUGUUCUCACUCAUAGGUGGGAAUUGAACAAUGAGAACACAUGGACACAGGAAGGGGAACAUCACACUCUGGGGACUGUUGUGGGGUGUGGGGAGGGGGAAGGGAUAGCAUUAGGAGAUAUACCUAAUGCUAAAUGACGAGUUAAUGGGUGCAGCACACCAACAUGGCACAUGUAUACAUAUGUAACUAACCUGUACAUUGUGCACAUGUACCCUAAAACUUAAAGUAUAAUAAUAAUAAAAUAAAAAAGAAGACAUAUGUGUGGCCAACAAAGAUAUGAAAAAAAUAACUCAACAUCACUUAGCAUUAGAGAAAUGCAAAUCAAAACCACAAUGAGAUACCAUCUCACACCAGU